Molecule: messenger RNA, 1815 nt
Organism: Penicillium lagena
Lineage: Eukaryota; Fungi; Ascomycota; Eurotiomycetes; Eurotiales; Aspergillaceae
Product: RAD52 DNA repair protein RADC
Exons: 5
Coding region: 1-1815 (604 amino acids)
Biological process (GO): DNA recombinase assembly; mitotic recombination; double-strand break repair via homologous recombination
Cellular component (GO): nucleus
Source: RefSeq, a predicted model, not a curated record
AUGGACGCGAGCACUGAUCGCAACUCUCCCAGUGUCGGCGACCAACACCGCAGCAACCCAGGAUGCAUCAUGAUGCCCAACGCACCAGUGGCGGCUAGCACAACGAACAACCCAUUCGAGGAACCCCAGCGCCGGGUAUCCGAGUACACCGCCCAGGAAAUCGCCACGCUGCAAGCACGGCUCGAUAAGAAACUUGGCCCCGAAUACAUUUCCUCGCGACCUGGUGCCGCGGGGACGAAGGUGCAUUAUCUUGCGGCCGACAAGUGUAUCAAUCUUGCAAACGAGGUGUUUGGAUUUAAUGGCUGGUCCAGUUCGAUUCAGAAUGUUCAAAUUGAUUUUGUCGAGGAGAAUCCGAAUACGGGCAAAAUUAACCUGGGACUGUCCGUGAUAGUCCGAGUGACUCUGAGAGAUGGUACUUUUCACGAGGAUAUUGGAUACGGCCACAUCGAGAACUGCAAGGGCAAGGCGGCAGGUUUUGAGAAGGCCAAGAAAGAAGGGACGACAGAUGCCUUGAAACGCACUUUGAGGAACUUUGGCAACGUCUUGGGCAACUGUGUCUACGAUAAGGACUACGUUUCCAAGGUGACUAAAAUCAAGGCUGCACCAGCCCGAUGGGAUAUCGAUGAUCUCCAUCGUCACCCUGACUAUGCGCCAGUCAAGAAGGAGCCCGCUUCUCUGGUGAAGAGAGAGCCUGUCCCACAAAAUCGGUCGCAGGAGGACGAUGAUCUUCUUCCUCCUCCCCCUCUUCGACCAGUAGGCGCUGCGAGUCACAGCAAUGUUGAGAGUAAUGCUAUAUUUGAGGCUGAUGGCGAGUUUGGCAGCGACCUGUUCGAUGAAGCCGAUUUCGUGGUGACGAACACAGGAAAUCCUGAUGAGAUCACAAUAGACCCAGACACUAAUAGACGACAGCAACCACCCACACCGCUCAAUGGCCAUGGUCCACAGCGAGGGCCCCUGGGAAGAUUUGACGCAGCUGCUGUCACUCCUUCAAAGCCAGAUAGAUGGAGUGCGGCUGGAACAGCUGCCAGACUGCCACCACCAGGUCCUCAGAAUGCACGGCAAAAUCCGCCAGCUAUUUCCGAUCAAUCUACAGCCCAACGACAACCUAUACCUGGACCGACGAAUGCUGGGCCAUCAGCAGCACCCCAGCCACACCCCCCUCAUAAAAUUAAUGCUCAGCCGCCAGCAAAAAGAGAACCUGGGCCAGCCGUCAAUCAAGACAUGCGUCCACCACAGAGCACCCCGUCCACAGGAUUCUACUCCGCGCGAGCAGUGGAUCUACUCCGCGAUAAUCCUAGCGGCGCACCACCGGCGGCAGCACCCCAAUUCGACCCACACGCCGAAAGCCCCUCGAUCCGCAAAACCGCUGGGGUGGACCACAGCAAGAGCCUCCCAAUCUCCAAACCCAUGCUCACCGGUGGCUCUCCCUCUGGAUCAUCUUCCCGCGACUUCGUCAACCCUGCUGCAGAUAUGCAGCGCCGAGUCGGUGCUCCUGGUGGCAUUCCUGGAGGUGGAAUUGGUAGUCCCAUAAACCGCGGCCCGUCUACUUCUUCAUACCGUCCCUUGACGCGGCCAAAUGUCGAUGCGCGGAACUCGCCUGGCCCUCCAGCGGCAAUCAAUAGAGGGGACAGUGUUCCUCCACAUCCACAGACCAUGAAUGUGAACGGCAAAAGACCACCCCUGAGCGACGUCACAAAUGCAAAUGCGUCUCCCGGUUCACAUCCCCCUCCUGCAGCCCCUCCAGCACCGGGACCGAACGAUCCUAAACGGCCGCGUGUUUCUGAUACUGCACCGCAACAGCAUCCACAGCAAUAA